AUGAAAUUUCCUGUAAAUUUUCUUCUUCCAAAAGGAAAACCAGAUGUAAUAGGAGCUUCUGAUCUAGAUUUUACAGCACCGCUUUAUAUUCAAAGCUCAUGUGUAUCAGUACUUAUUUCUAUUAUUCUUGGACGAGAAAGAUCCAUUUUAGCAUCAGAAAAUUUUAAUAUUAAAGAAGGAAAAAAGAAAUCAAUGCUUAUUUUAUGUGGAUAUAAAAGAGAAAAGUUUAUUCAUGAAAUAAUAUUUUCAUAUACUGCAAACAAGCAGAGAACAUGGGAAGAUAUGAAUGAAAAAGAGGAACUUAAAACAUCUAUAAAAACAGAAGAAUCUUUUUGGAUAAAUGAUGAGUUUUCAACUGGUUCUUGGAUAUUAGCAGCAGAUAAUAUUGAUAUUAUUUAUGUUCCAUCUCUACGAGGUCUUCGGGCUAUCUUAUCAGAUUAUCAUUAUUCGUCUGAUUACUCGUCAGAAAAUAUAUUGGCAAUUUGGCCUUUUUUAAAAAUUCAUGAAGCAUCGGGUGAAUUUUCAGCACAAGGUAUUUCUAAAACAAUAGCGUUAGCCAUUGAGGCUUCUGGAAAUAAAAAUCUUAUAUUUUGUGAUUCUCUUUCUAUAUUGUCACCGAUCCAACUUCUUAAUAGCAGUGUAAAAAUAUCUGGAAUUUCCGUUUGUUCGGUAAUUAAGCAAAUUACGGUUGCAACUGUUCUUGAAAGAUGGAUAAGUGCAUUUUGGGAAAUUGCAGGAUUAGAUGAACAGGGAAGACGAUAUGGUAUUUGGAAAUACUGUGGAAAAUGUUAUAAAGUAUCUUGGAAGAAUAUAGAAAAUGGAGAAAUAAGUGAUAUUGAGCAUACACAACUUAACUAA
This is a messenger RNA of Pneumocystis jirovecii RU7, 858 nucleotides long. RefSeq lists its product as uncharacterized. The transcript has a single exon. Lineage: Eukaryota; Fungi; Ascomycota; Pneumocystomycetes; Pneumocystales; Pneumocystaceae. The record is from RefSeq and is a predicted model, not a curated record. Bases 1 to 858 code for a protein of 285 amino acids.